AUGGACCUGAAGCUACCAAAUAUUGUUCUGGACAAAGAUGGUAAUGCGGUCAUUAUUGAUAUUAGUGGUAUCGGCGGAAUAACGCAUGGAUGGCAAGCUCCAGAGAUACGUUAUGAAAUAUCACCCUUUGAUCUUCCAUUUCAAACACGUCGAUGGAAUGAUACUUGGGCCUACGGGAAGGUUCUCAAAGAAAUCACGUCAAAUUUGAAGCUCGAAGACGAUGAUUAUUUAAAUGCCCUUAGCAUGGUUGCGGAUCAUUUGACUCAAGAUAUUUCCACUCGGUGGACUCUGUCUGAAGCAAUCUCCCAGCUAAAAAUCUAUCAAACGGCGGCUGAUUCCACGGGAGAAGCAGGAAACAUAUGUGAAUGUUAG
This is a messenger RNA of Penicillium angulare, 372 nucleotides long. RefSeq lists its product as uncharacterized. The transcript has a single exon. NCBI's taxonomy places the organism in Eukaryota, Fungi, Ascomycota, Eurotiomycetes, Eurotiales, Aspergillaceae. The record is from RefSeq and is a predicted model, not a curated record. Bases 1 to 372 code for a protein of 123 amino acids.